AUGUCUGACGUCGCCGCACUUGCUGACUCCGUGGCUGCGACCACCCUGACCGAUAAGCCCGAAAUCAACGGUGCUACCCCUUCCUCCACCCAGGCUGCCGAUGCUGCGGCUGCCAGUGCAGAUGAGGGCCGUCGUCUUUACAUCGGGAAUCUCGCAUACGCGACCACCGAGGAGGAGCUCAAGGAGUUCUUCAAGACAUACACCAUCGAGACCACCUCGAUCCCGGUGAACCCCCGCACCAACCGUCCCGUUGGCUAUGCGUUUGUGGAUAUCGCCACUGCCGCUGAAGCGUCUGCCGCUAUCGAGGCCCUCUCUGGCAAGGAGAUUCUUCAGCGCAAGGUGUCCGUUCAGCUUGCCCGCAAGCCCGAGCCCGCCGAGGCCAAGGAAGGUGCUGCCAGUGGCGGUGAGGGUGCCAGUGGUGCCGAGGGUCGCAAGCGUGCUGGUGGUCGCGGCCGUGGCCGUGGCCGUGCCCGCGGUCGUGGUGGCCGUACCGGCCGUAGCCGUGCUGCCCAGGAUGGCCAGGAAGCCACCGAGGCCCCUGUCAUGGUUGCUAACCUGCCGUACGACUUGACUGAGGACAAGCUCAAGGAGAUCUUCGCCGCCUACGAGCCUGUCUCUGCUAAGGUUGCCCUGCGUCCCAUCCCCCGCUUCAUGAUCAAGAAGCUGCAGGCUCGCAACGAGCGCCGCAAGACCCGUGGCUUUGGUUUCGUCAACCUUGCCUCGGAGGAGCUCCAGGCCAAGGCCGUUAGUGAGAUGAACGGCAAGGAUAUUGAUGGUCGCGUCAUCGCUGUGAAGGUCGCUAUCGACAGCCCCGGUAAGGAAGAUGACGACAUCAACGCUGUGGCCGAGACCGAGGAGACUGCCGCUCCUGCUUCAGAUGCUGCCCCUGCUCCUGCUCAGGAGAACGCUGCUCCUGCUGUCACCACCAAGGCUUAA
Penicillium crustosum is the source of this 936-nucleotide messenger RNA. Its product is annotated as RNA recognition motif domain-containing protein. NCBI's taxonomy places the organism in Eukaryota, Fungi, Ascomycota, Eurotiomycetes, Eurotiales, Aspergillaceae. The transcript is spliced from 5 exons. Gene Ontology annotation, molecular function: mRNA binding. The coding region runs from base 1 to 936 and encodes 311 amino acids. The record is from RefSeq and is a predicted model, not a curated record. Gene Ontology annotation, cellular component: cytosol.